Molecule: messenger RNA, 4398 nt
Organism: Diaporthe batatas
Lineage: Eukaryota; Fungi; Ascomycota; Sordariomycetes; Diaporthales; Diaporthaceae
Exons: 6
Coding region: 152-2254 (700 amino acids)
Biological process (GO): amino acid catabolic process
Molecular function (GO): polyamine oxidase activity; L-amino-acid oxidase activity
Source: RefSeq, a predicted model, not a curated record
GCAACUUCAUGGCAAAAAGCUUCGCUGCGGUACCACUUAUAAAGUCGCUCUAAGACGUCCCAUACCCGCGUCCGAACACCCCCAGCCUCUGUACUGCUCCUCUCAUCGAUAGUCUGCCUCUUUUCAACCUUUACCCUAGACUGUCGGCACCAUGAGACCAGAGACUAGCCUCGCCUUGUUGGCGUUGGCUCAGAACGUGUACUCUGCCUCCAUCUCACCUUACCCCGUGCGCCUGGAGACACGUACGAACCUCAACUCGCGUGCGGCGAACGUUCAUGUCUCCUUUGACAAGCGUGUGGAGGGUACCGUUGGCUUCACCUACGGCUCAUGCCUUGACCAGAGGCAGACAAACUCGCACCAAGUCAUCGCACGUCAUACCCCCUCAGGCGUCAGCCACAGGCUUGUGUGGGUGAUACCGGAAAAUGCUGUUUCUGGAGGCUGCAUCUCGGCGUGGGACAGUACUGGUACUCUGGUAGGCAGAAGCGAGGCCCAGCAACUUGCGUCCCAGCGCAGCCGGAAGAGGGGGUUGGAGGAUUUCCACAGGCGCUCCGCUAUGAAGAAGCGCGGUGGCGAUGGUGGGUCUUCAGCGAUUCCCAUGGACAAGACUACAGGUAUUGAUCCCUGGGGCCCAUGGUUUGAUGGCGUCGAGCUGCUGGAGUCCAAGAACCACAGCUAUGUGGACGUCGAAGAGGCUAAGAGCAAGCACAUCGCCAUUGUUGGUGCUGGUAUGUCUGGUCUCAUGACCUUCUUGUCCUUGAGACAAGCAGGCUUCCAGAACUUGGAGAUCAUUGAGGCUGGUGAAAGGCUGGGUGGUCGAGUCCACACGACCUACCUGUCUGGAGGGCCAUUCGACUAUUCAUACCAAGAGAUGGGACCUAUGAGGUUCCCCAAGACUUGGAAGUCGUCGAAAAAUGAGACUUACAACAUCAACGACCACCAGCUUGUCUUUCAGUUAGCUGCGGAAAUGAACAAGCUCAACAACCACGCGGCAAACUGGAGUGUUGAUUUCAUACCUUGGUACCAAUCGAACCCCAAUGGUUUGUAUUACCAUGACGGAAUUACCCUGCCCAAUGGGUUGCCACCAACCAUCUCACAGAUUGCCGAGGACCCCUCCUUAACUAUUCAGAGAGAGAACCUGCCAUCGACCCAAGCACUGGAGGACCACAUUCAGGAGAUCACCACCUCGGAGGACAUCUACGCGGAACUGGCAACGAACAUGUUUAAAGCACACAGAGACUUCCUUGAAAGCGGCCUCGAUGGCCUUCCAGGCGACCAAUGGUCCGAGUUCGCUUACAUGGUCAACUACCUCAAAGCAAACCUGAACGACACCGACGUCGUGUCUGGUGGCUCCUACGCAGCUUCCUUCUGGGAUGACUUGUACGAGGGAGUGUACUUUGCUGCAGCUACCUGGGCCACAGUCGACGGAGGUCUGAGUCGGAUCCCCGCAUCGUUCCACCCGUUGGUGGACAAUUACACGACCAUGGGACGCAAGAUCGAGCGAGUCCAGUGGGACGAGGCGGCCCAGCAGGUGAACUUGCAGUGGCGUAAUAAUUACACCGACACUGUCUUUCAGAACGCGGCGUACGAUUACACCGUCGUCGCCGUACCUUUCAGCGUGGUUAAAAACUGGAGAUUACCGACUCUCAUGUCAACGACCAUGACCAAUGCCAUCAACAACAUGCCCUAUGGACAGGCCUGCAAGGUAGCACUGGAGUUCGAGACCCGCUUCUGGGAGCACCUUGACAACCCCAUUUAUGGUUCUUGCUCCACGUCGACGGAUAUCCCCGGGAUCGGCUCCAUCUGUUACCCGUCGUACAACAUCAACGGCACUGGCCCUGCAACCAUGCUUGGCAGCUACAUCAGCGACGGCGAAUGGGGCGAGCGGUGGGUUUCUCACACUGCGGACGAGCACGUACAAUAUGUGCUCCAAGCCAUGGCAGAGAUCCACGGCGAAGUGGUCAACGAGCAGUAUACCGGAAACUAUGACAGACGAUGUUGGACGCUGGACCCGCUGACUAGUGGAUCGUGGGCGAGCCCCCAUAUCGGCCAACACGAGCUUUACCUGCCCGAAUACUUCAAGACUCAUAACAACAUGAUCUUUGUCGGCGAACAUACCUCAUACACGCAUGCCUGGAUUGCAUCGGCUCUUGAGUCUGGAGUUCGUGGCAGUGUGCAGCUGAUGCUUGAGCUGGGCCUUGUGGACGAGGCAAAGGAUACCGUGGAGAAGUGGAUGGCUCGUUGGAUUGAGGUGUGAUUUCAUCUUGCAUAUACGUUUCCUCCGCUUCAUCAUGAAAAACGAGUGCCGUACCGUAGCGCUCGGCCAGGGAGGACGCCUAUACACCAGCCACCUACGAGUCUUAGCAUUGAAAGUUUAGUGGAUGAAUAAAAUGUAAUAAUCAUAAGCAUAUCUGUUAAUACCAACUUCUCCCCGAUGGUAGCGUAGGGAAACAGUCUAUGUCACUGCUGAUAUGAACAAGUUCAAUAAAUUGCGAAAGCAAGCUGAACAGGGCUGGCCUCACAAUUAAGACCGAGUCGCUCAUACAUGCGGGAGGAAGUCGAUCCAGCUCACCGUGAUAAAUACACCCCUAGGAAUCGCCCUUAGACUAAGAACGACUUCCAAAAUGAUAUAGAGUCGGGCAAUAAUAAGCCCAGCCGUAGAUAGCCACAGAAGCACUUCAAUCAAGGGAAGGCUCCUUGCCAGCCGCCUAAGGCCACCAUGUUGGUCUUCCUGCGGCUCUUCAUAAUCCGCAUUAACCCAGAAAUAGACGAGAUUAUAGCGGCCCCUAUAGCCGACGAGGGCCAGCAGGCGUGUGAUGGCGAUGGAGAGACACGAGGCUGCCGUCAGCGUCACGGCUGCGGCGCGCCACAGGUGCCGCUCGAUGUCCGUGGGGUACUCGAGAUCCCAGCCGAGAAGAUGGAUCGUCGAGUGAAGCAUGGACGGGAGUAUGAGGGAGAGGAGAAUCUUUGCCGGUAUUCUUGCUGGGGGUAGGGUGGCAUCGUCGGGUACGCGCUGGACUGGCUGUCUCCCUGUGGGGGUAUAUUCCUCAUCCUCGCUCGUCGACUUUUUCGCGCGCAGUGGAGCUUGUUUCGAUGGCCUUGGGAUGGUCGGGGUGUAGACCAAGGUUAGGUCGCUGUCCACUCUCUUGUAUUCGGCCUUCCCCUUUUCGAAUCCGUUGGAAGGAGAAACUGGGCUGAGGCCUGCUUCGCUACCCAGGCAUUUGCUUAUACCGUCCCGUUCUCCAAUUUCUUCCUGCAAUUUGUUCUCUUUGUCUGUAGUUUUCUCCCCUUGUUGACUGAUAUCGUUGCCGACGGGAGCCGUGGAGGUCCUCUCCGUCCGUCGUGGCCCAGCCUCCAAGUCGAAAUUUUGGAACAUGUCCCGGCGCCGCCACCUCCGACCUUCGCAUUCCACAAAAUCCAUCGGGGUCGAAGUCCAAUUCUCGUGGGCCAAUCCUGCAUCAGUCCUGAUCUUCGCUAUAAGGAAGGGGCAAUGGAUAACGGUCGGCGUGCUCACGUUCUGGGGCUUCCGCCACCAGAAGUAAUAGGACAUUGCUGUCGACACCACAAAGGCCAGAGUGAAUAGUUCCAGCGGGCUGAGCGGAAGUCCCUGAACCAGCCUCGCGAUGGUCUGUGCAAUGAGCCAAAAGCCCUGAAAUAUCGCAGCAAACUUCGCAAAAGAAUCAGCCUUGGACUUGUCCUUGAUUUCAUCCGCCGUCAUGUCUGGCAGGUCGAUAUAGCCUUUGGAAACGAGGAAGUACAACGAGGCAGCGUUAAUGGGAAACGCCGCGCAGUCGGGGCACUGGAGGAGGAAGCCACCGCUGUUCGCGUAGAAGGCAUGCUCAAGGCGCCAUCUCUCCCCGUUCUCCUCUGCCUGGGGCAACUGGCGCAUCGACGCCACCGACUUGGUCGCCGCGUCCCACUGCGAGGCGGCCAGCAGGGUCAGGAAGUCGGGGGCGAAGAUGGAUACGCAGCCCCAGCGGAAGCGCCUGAAGAGCACCCACCACCACGUCUCGCCGGCCGCGGGGAUGUUGAUGUGGACGACGGUCCAUAUGGCCGCGAUGAGCACCACGAGGCAGCCAUAGACGAUGUCCAUUGUGCCCCGCGUGUUGGGCCCGUAUACGAAGCCGACCGUAUCGUUGUUGCGCCCGUUGAACCCGAUGGCACCCAGGGCGUCGAGCUCGGGGGGUGUUGAGUUGUCGGCCAUUGUCGUCUCGUGGUGAUAGCCACGGGUCAGAUGCACACAGAUAGGAUAUCUGACCAUACAAACGGCGGACGAGCAGCUAAUAUUACAUCUUGUAAGAUAUCGGUCUUCGGCUGCCCACCCUCCCUUGCUUGUGGAUAGGCGCUUAGGGCGCUGAACUGAGCUGCAUAGGCUAGCUAUUGUUGGUGAUGUCUGCGUGA